Leishmania major strain Friedlin is the source of this 2196-nucleotide messenger RNA. RefSeq lists its product as hypothetical. Bases 1 to 2196 code for a protein of 731 amino acids. The transcript has a single exon. NCBI's taxonomy places the organism in Eukaryota, Euglenozoa, Kinetoplastea, Trypanosomatida, Trypanosomatidae. The record is from RefSeq and is a predicted model, not a curated record.
AUGGCGAUCCCGCCUCUGCGGGCGUCGGAUCUGUCCUCGCCCAGCCCAAGCAUCGCACCGCAGCGGGAGCGGACGCGCAGCGUGGGGACCCGGCUCAGAACCUCGAUCACUCGCGAUGACGCUGAAAGGGUGCUGCCAGCAUCCUCCUCACAAGUGGAGACGCUGGCGCGCGAUGCAACGACGACGUGCGAACAACAGCUAAUGCAAGAGGAGGAGCUGUGUGGUCCCUCGUAUCGCGAGGUCGAAGGCCGACGUCCCUCAAGAGCUCUAAGCCCCAGCGGUGCCGGCGACACAAGCGGCGUCGAGGACGGAGGCCGCGCCCGUGGCAGGGAGUACGUGGAGGACAGCGACGACGAAGAUGUGUACAACUCGCACGUUGCACGACGAAUCCGUGCCUUUCUCGAUAGCAUUAAGGCGGAGGACUUUACGCGCAAUCCGUCGCCGGUAGACGUGACAGGCAUGGCGGCUAACGGUGAGGGUAUAGACGAGGAGGCGCUGCGCCAGCAGUGGCUAGAACGGGCGACAGUCGAUGAGGCUCGUAGCAUCGCAGCGGAGGCGCAGCGCGAGCUCCUGAUUGUUCUCCACGACGCCAUCACGCUGGAGACGGACUUGGCAGAGAUGAGCGAGGAUGCUGCCGUGCUCGAGCGUGCCGUCAAUCAUCGGGAAGAGACCGUCGAGAUGCUGAAGAUGCAGCUCAGCAUAGCUGAUGAGUACAACGAGGAACUGCACGGCGCCAAGAAGGAGGCGCUGCGCAAGCUCAGUGAUGCUAAGACAGAGAUCGCGCUGCUCAGCCAGCGCAAUGCGACGCUGUCGAAGCAACUGCACGAAAAGGAGAAGGCGCUGCAGCUGAGUCUUGCGAGGAGUGCCAGUGCCUCGGCGCGCACGUCGCCGCCGGCGGCGGAGCGCAGGGAUGAGGGCACCAUCACAACCGCGGAGCUGCAGUCGGCGUUGAUAGCGGCCACGGCCAGUACCGGGCUGCCCAACAACGGCAGCCUAUCCACCCCGUCCUCCCCGGCGCAGCACGGUGAAUGCGAGCUAAAGGGGAUGCUUCGGAAGCUGCAACUUGUCUGCGACACGCUUCAGUCCACAGUAACGGCGAAGGCCGACCUAGAUCAGCAGCUGCGGCAGUGGACGAUGGGCGUCGGGGAGUCGCGGGCCGACGCCGCCGCAUGUGGUUCUGCAAGCAGUGAUGCUGGCAUCUCUCAGCCGCACGGAGAGAGAUGCGCCCCCACGGACGCGGAGCAGCGCCUGCUGCGGCGUCGGUGCGAAGACGUCGCUCGCUGCAUCGACUCCCUCGAGAACGAUAUACGAAUGCUGCGGGCGAAGGUUCGGGCGCAGCAGGCGUGCACCGACGCUGUGGAGGGCGGUAGCGCUGGACGCCGCAGAAGUGCAGCGGAGGCCGAGGCAGCCACCCGGCCGCAGCCAGUGGAGACGCCCGGUCCGGCUUCCGCAAGCGCCACCUUACCAGAGGGGCCAGGCGGCAGCGGUGGCUGUGCUGAGCCUGCGGACUCUAACCUAGCGUUUCUUCAGCGGCAGCUCGACCGUGCACAGGCGGACGCGCGGCGGCUCGAGAGCGAACUGCGCGCAGAGCGUGAAAAGUCGCAGCGACAGAGCGCGGCCGAGAAAAAGCUCUUGGAGAAUGUUGCCUACCUCACCCGGAAACUGCGUGCCCGCGAGGCGCUGGAUCGUGAGGCACGCUUGCAGCGCCGGGGCGAGAAGGGCGGUACGCAUGGCGACGGCGGCGACACUGCCGAUGGGCGCCGGACUUUGCUUUACCCUCACCGCUUCAGUCACGGAGACAGUGCUGGUGUGCGGCGCGGGGCGAGCACAGCCGCGGGGGACGUUUGUGGCGAAGGCGCCCCGACGUCGGCUCUGCGCCGUGUGAAUCGGGAAGCCGAUGCUGUCGGUAUGGGUGCUGCCACGGCGGCUGCCCGGAAAGGUCGCGCGAACUCACAAGAGCUGCGCCAGCGUAGAGAGUCGGUCUUUGCGGCGCUGCGCGACGCUCAAAGGGCCAGCGAUGAGCGCCGCUCCUCCCACGUUGUGAGCGACACACGGCGCAGCUCAGAUGUGCAGACGUCCUUCUCCCCUAUCCUACCGACUUCCUCGUCGCGCGACGCAGCGCUGAAGGCGAGCGGCAACGCAGUCAAGAGCGGCACGAGAGCUACCACACCCACCUUGACUCCGUCGCGUGGCUAG